Castor canadensis (American beaver) is the source of this 827-nucleotide messenger RNA. It is a transcript of the gene Snrpc, whose product is annotated as small nuclear ribonucleoprotein polypeptide C. Gene Ontology annotation, biological process: mRNA 5'-splice site recognition; spliceosomal snRNP assembly; mRNA splicing, via spliceosome. Gene Ontology annotation, cellular component: nucleus; U1 snRNP. The record is from RefSeq and is a predicted model, not a curated record. Gene Ontology annotation, molecular function: pre-mRNA 5'-splice site binding; zinc ion binding. Lineage: Eukaryota; Metazoa; Chordata; Mammalia; Rodentia; Castoridae.
CUGUGUACGCCACUUCCGGGUGGCGCGGAACGGAGCGCAACGGCCUGCAGAGCAACAUGCCCAAGUUUUAUUGUGACUACUGCGACACAUACCUCACCCAUGACUCCCCAUCUGUGAGAAAGACACACUGCAGUGGUAGGAAACACAAAGAGAAUGUGAAAGACUACUAUCAGAAAUGGAUGGAAGAGCAGGCUCAGAGCCUGAUUGACAAAACAACGGCUGCAUUUCAACAAGGGAAGAUACCUCCAACUCCAUUCUCUGCUCCUCCUCCUGCAGGGGCAAUGAUCCCACCUCCUCCCAGUCUCCCGGGUCCUCCUCGCCCAGGUAUGAUGCCAGCACCCCACAUGGGCGGCCCUCCCAUGAUGCCAAUGAUGGGUCCUCCUCCUCCUGGGAUGAUGCCAGUGGGACCUGCUCCUGGAAUGAGGCCACCCAUGGGAGGCCACAUGCCAAUGAUGCCUGGGCCUCCAAUGAUGAGACCUCCAGCUCGUCCCAUGAUGGUGCCCACUCGACCAGGAAUGACCCGACCAGAUAGAUAAAGAUAGAGGGGAGGCCUCUUUCUGUCAGUUUUAUAUUACUUGUUCUACUUCACCAGGAGAUCAUGGUGCUGUGACUCUGGGUGUUUUCCAACAGCAUGACAGGCAAGACUUGCUCCCCGUUCUUAUCAAGAGAAUAGUUUUGGAGGGGAGAAGUGGGACAAAAAAAGCAACAGUUUUCAUUUGUAUUGUGAAAUGUGAAAAUAAAAUUUGUCAGCUCUUUUAGUUAAAAGCGUGUUCCCUUUUUCUCCCCUCUGUACUCUUCGUGUAUUAUAAAGGAGAUAAAACAUUCCA